GCUGCAGGGAGGCGGAGAAGUGGCCGAGUGUCGGAGGGUAACGGAGAGGGUGGAGAGGCCUCAAACCCAGAAUAAGAAACUAUCGGUCCCACGGUUGCAUUGACCUGGGUGGUAAUUGUAGCCUCUCUGAUAUUAGAAGAGCAGGAGACGGAAUUGGAAUGGAGACAGAAAACUCAAACCAAGAUCAUAUCAGGAUCUGAUGCCAAUUCACCAUAACCCAAAUAUCAUUGGAUUUUGAACAUGGAAGCAAAAAGCACCAUUCACAGUGGACAGAAACCGUACAUGUGUUCUGUGUGUGGACGAGGAUUCAGCCAAUCAUCUGGCCUGUUGAAACAUAAAUGUAGUCUCACUGGGGAUAAACUGUGGAAAUGUGGGGACUGUGGGAAGGGAUUCAGAUUCCGGUCUGAACUGGAAACUCAUCGGCGCAAUCACACUGGAGAGAGGCCUUUCAUCUGCUCUGAGUGUGGAAAGGGAUUCACUACUUCAGCCAUCCUGCUGACACACCAGCGAGUUCACACUGGGGAGAGACCAUUCAUCUGCUCCAAGUGUGGGAAGGGAUUCACUUGUUCAUCCCACCUGCUGAAGCACCAGUGGGUUCAUACUGGGGAGAGGCCAUUCACCUGCCAUGAGUGUGGGAAGGGAUUCACUACCUCAUCCAUCCUGCUGAUACACCAGCGGGUUCACACUGGAGAGAGACCGUUCAUCUGCUCUGAGUGUGGAAAGGGGUUCCCUACCUCAUCCACCCUGCUGAAACACCAGCGAGUUCACACUGGGGAGAGACCGUUUGCCUGCACUGAGCGUGGAAAGGGAUUCACUGAUUCAUCUGACUUGCUGAAACACCAGCGAAUUCACAAUGAGGAGAGGCCAUUCACCUGCUCUGACUGUGGGAAGGGAUUCACUCAAUCAUCCACCCUGCUGAAAUACCAGCGAGGUCACACCGGGGAGAGGCCAUUCACCUGCUCUGAGUGUGGGAAGGGAUUCACUCAGUCAUUCAUUCUGCUAAAACACCAGCGAGUUCACACUGGGGAGAGGCCGUUCACCUGCUCCAGUUGUGGGAAGAGAUUUACUGAUUCAUCGACCUUGUUGAGACAUCAGAGAGUUCACACUGGGGAGAGGCCAUUCACUUGCUCCAUGUGUGGGAAGGAAUUCACUCAGUCGUCCAACCUGGUGAAACACCAGCGGGUUCACACUGGGGAGAGGUCGUUCAUUUGCUCGAAGUGUGGGAACGGAUUUACUCAGCCACCUCACCUGCUGAAACACCAACAAGUUCACAAGUGACUGCAGUGAUUGGAUUUUGCAGUCAAUCAUGGCCAGGACUGAACUAUAUUCAUUGGUGACAAAAUAAAAACAGAAUUACCUGGAAAAACUCAGCAGGUCUGGCAGCAUCGG
This is a messenger RNA of Carcharodon carcharias (great white shark), 1389 nucleotides long. RefSeq names its product zinc finger protein 239-like. Gene Ontology annotation, biological process: regulation of transcription by RNA polymerase II. NCBI's taxonomy places the organism in Eukaryota, Metazoa, Chordata, Chondrichthyes, Lamniformes, Lamnidae. Gene Ontology annotation, molecular function: RNA polymerase II cis-regulatory region sequence-specific DNA binding; DNA-binding transcription activator activity, RNA polymerase II-specific. Bases 241 to 1278 code for a protein of 345 amino acids. The transcript is spliced from 2 exons. Gene Ontology annotation, cellular component: nucleus. The record is from RefSeq and is a predicted model, not a curated record.